Messenger RNA from Helianthus annuus (common sunflower), 1404 nucleotides. Its product is annotated as dof zinc finger protein DOF2.1. Gene Ontology annotation, molecular function: DNA-binding transcription factor activity; DNA binding. Lineage: Eukaryota; Viridiplantae; Streptophyta; Magnoliopsida; Asterales; Asteraceae. Gene Ontology annotation, biological process: regulation of DNA-templated transcription. The coding region runs from base 163 to 1221 and encodes 352 amino acids. The record is from RefSeq and is a predicted model, not a curated record. The transcript has 2 exons.
UUAACCAUAUUUACCUUGCAUGUAGCACACUCUUCUUUACCUUUCUCUCUCUUCAUAGUUUUGAACUUGAAAAACUCCUUUAAUCUUCACUCUUUGAUCUCCCCUUCACUCUUUCUCACACACACACACAAAAACACCCAAGAAAACACACAGUGAAACUUCAUGGAAGUAGAAAUGGAUGUUUCAAGCCUCCACCAUCAUCAUCACCAACAGGAUAUAUCUUCACAAACACUAGAGAGCAUGUUGGUGUGCACAAAAGCCCAACAAGACAAAAAACCAAGACCACCAGAAGAAGCUUUAAAAUGUCCUAGAUGUGAUUCAAGCAACACCAAAUUCUGCUACUACAACAACUACAGCCUCACACAGCCAAGAUACUUUUGCAAAUCAUGUCGAAGGUACUGGACGAAAGGCGGAACUCUAAGAAAUGUUCCGGUGGGGGGCGGGUGUAGGAAGAAUAAAAGGCCCUCUUCGUCAUCAUCCGCGACAUCAUCGAAUUCAUCGGCAUGCUCUGGACUAUCAAAGAGACCUCAAGAACACCACCUUAUCCCACAACAUCAUCAUCCACUUAAUAUUAUGACAUCUAGUUCUAACAAUCACCUGCUUUCAGGUCUACCACACUUACCAUAUGACUCAACUUGCACUGAUCUCUCACUUGCUUUUGCUAGGCUCCAAAGCCAAGCAAAUGGGCCCAUGGGGUUUGACCACAAUGACCACCAUUUGGGUAGCAAUGGGGACCAACACCAACACCAACUAGGUUUUCUUGAUGCGGUUAGGGGCGGGUUUCUCGAGAACAAUAACGCGCUUAACGGGUUCCACAAUGUGUUAUACAAUGGGGGUAAUCUUGGAAAUGGGGACAUGGGAAGUUUAAUGGGAUUAAACAAUGUUGGUACUAAUCAUGAUCAAGACCAACAACAUGUUAUGAACCCAAUGUUUCAUGAUCAUCAAGAUCAAGAAAUCACUUGUGGUGCAGCCACAACAGCAGUGACAAUGACAACAGUGAAGCAAGAAGCAUGCAACAUGAUGAGAUCAAGUGAAAAUCACAUUGGAGAUAGUAGACCAGGAGGAGGGGUAUUAUGGGGAUUUCCAUGGCAGAUGGGUGCAGGUGGUGGAGAUCAAACAAACAUGGUUCAUGAGGUUGAGUCAGGGAGGUCAAUGAUUGGAGGAUGGAAUGGGAUUGGUUCAACAAAUUGGCAUGGACUCAUAAAUAGUCCUCUUAUGUAGUUGAAGUAGAACUAUAUAUCAUAUGUUGUUGUUGUUGUUUAAUUAAUGUUAGUUGGUCAGGAGAAUUUUACUUUUAAAAUAUUUUGUUUGGAUGAGGGAAGGAUAGAUCAUAGAUUUAUGUACUUGCUUGCUUUUAACUAAAUUUGUUUGUUUGUUUGUUUAUGUAUGACAGUCUUAGAAUUA